AUGAAAAAUAGUCUUGAAAGAUCUAAAUGUUCAUUGCCUCGAUUAAAAGAUUACUCAAAGGAGAAAGCAGAAAAACUUAAAUCCUUUUUUCGAUCCAAUCGAAGCAUAUCAGAAAAUAAGAUUAUUCAAAGUAAACUAAAAACAUCUAAAUUGCUGUAUAAUGAUGAAUUUUCUGAUGAUCAUAAUGUGAUGGCAUAUUAUAUGAAAAGUAGUGAAAAAUUGUUUGGAAUGAGAUAGAUGAUUAAUAGCACUUCAUUAAAAUCAGAUUAAGAAGAAACUAAAAAGAAGAAUUUUCCUUUAGGUUUGUUAAAACAUAGUUCUUCACCUUUAAAAUAAAUAAAAACAGAAACAGAAGUAGAACAAUUUAAAGAUUAAGAUUUAAAUAAUUAAAAUGAAAUGGAAUGUUUAUCAUUUUAAUAGGAAAUAAGCCAAAACGAGGAUUAAGAUUAUGAUAUGUUAAGUGAAGAAAGUAGUAGUGAUGAACCAAAAAGAUUUGAUGGAAUAGAAUUACAAUAAGAAAUUAAAAAAAUAUAGCAUAAACUACGUAAAUAUGAUAUUUAAUUAAUAGAUUAAGAAAUUGAUUAAUCUUAUUUCUAUUUCAUUAAGCGAUAAGAUAGAUUAAGAGAUUUGGCCAUCAAUUUCAAUAAAAAAAAUGUAGAUCCUAUAAAUUUUUAUUGUCUUAAUGAUAAUAUUUUUCCAAAAAGAAUAGAUCUAUCAAAUAGUCUAAUUAAUAAUAAGGAGAUGCAUUUUUCUGAUCUUGGAUUAACUGAGAAAUAUUUUCCUUUAAUAAAAAAUCUAUUAUAAUCAGUUAAGAGUAAGGCAGUCAAAUAACUGUUCUUAUGUAAUAAUUAAUUAGAUGACAAAUCCUUAUUGUAUUUGAUAGAAGGAUUUCCUAUGGCAUUAAAAGAAAUAAAUUUAGGGAAUAAUGUUUUAGGGAGAAGAGGAGCAGGUAUUAUUGUAAGCCAUAUUUAAAAAUUUCUUAAUUUAAAAUCAUUAAAUUUAUAAAAUAAUCUAUUAGGAGAUAAAGGAGCAACUUUAUUACUUAGUAGUAUAUAAAGGAAUAUGACUAUUAUAAAACUAAAUUUGUCAGAAAAUUAAAUUACUGAUUCAUGUUCUACUGUUUUUUAUUAGUUUUUAUUGUAGAAUAAUUUUAUUGAAAAUUUAGUUUUGAAUUGGAAUUAAUUGGGAUAGACUACUGGAACUAUGAUAGCAAAAGGUUUAUAAUAAAAUAGAUCUGUAAAAGUUUUAGAUCUUAGUUAUAAUCAUUUAGGAUAGAAUGAAAGAAGUAAUUGUAUAUAAUGUUGGUGUGAAGCAAUUAGUAAUCCACAAUUCUCUUUAGUUCAUUUGGAUAUUUCAUAUAAUUAACUUAGUGAAAAAUAAUUGAAAUAAUUUAGUUAAGCAUUAUUAAAAAAUAAUAGUUUAUAUGGUUUACAUAUUGAAGGAAAUAAAUGUUCUGCAAAAAUAGAUCCUUAUGGAUUCAUUAAAUUUAUAAAUGAUAGUGAAGAAUUUAAAGUAGUAUAAUAAAAAAAAAAUGUUAUAGAUGGAGUAAACUACAUUCCAAUUUAAGGGGAUAAUUUAUUUGGAAAUGAUUGUUGUUGGAUUUGUUAAGGAUGGAUGGAAUAUAGAUUUCAAUACAAUCCAGAAAAUGAUAGUAAUUAAGAUCCAAUCUUUAUACAUCUUGAUUUUUUAGAGUAAAAUUAUAAUUAACUAAUAGUUAUUAGCCAAUUCCUAUGACUAGUAGUUAUGAAUUAAGAUAAUAAUUAAUUGAAGCAUCUAAAAGAAAAAGUAGUUAAUUAGAUCUUACUACAGGUGAAAUUAUACAUUAAUUAAAAUAAUUGGUUAAUUCUGAAAAAAGGAUAACUUUGGCUGCAAUAACAGAAGCAUAUACUGAAGAAACAAGUAAAAAGAGUGAAGAAAUUACUAAAUAAAUGAUAUAAGAAUUAAGUAGGUUUUAUUAUACUACAUAUUAAAUGUGUCCUCCUAAAAAGAAAAUAUUAUAUUUUUUUUCUAAUCCUAUUAGAGAAGAAUAUUUUAUUGAUCCUAGAGUGAUGAAUAUGUCUGCUCCUUUGGAUGAUUUAAUACUUCAAGGCAAAGACCCUAAACACUCUAUUCAUAUAUUUCAAGAUGGAACAAAAUUGGCAUUUAAGAAAAUAUAAUUUGUUAAUUACAUUUAUUCAAGAUAAGAAUAUAUAAUUGAUGACAAAGAUAAUUAUAAACCAUUAAUUAAAGUAUUUCCAAGAUCAUCAUAAAAGAAAUAUGUUUUAAGAAGAUUUGCAAAUUGUUUAGUCAGAAAAUAAGCUCAUCUUAUUAAAUGGAAUAAGGAUGAUUCUAUUUUUAGACCAUAUAUUGGAGAUACAGAAGAAUUACUAAAUGAAUGUUUUGAAUUUGAUUGGAAUAGUAGUAAAAUUAGUAGAUUUGUUAAAAGUGAGUAUGAAAGAAUAAAAUUAAAAGAAUAUUUUAGAUCUAAUUAUUAACUUUUAAAAGAUGUUUAUAAAUUUUAUUCUAGUUUAGGUUAUUAACCUCCUAAUUUUGAUGUUUUUUGUAUAUAGAUUCCUUAAUAUAUGAAAUUAAUCAAUAAAUUAGCCAUUAUUGAUGGGGAUUUGUUAAAAUAGUAAGAUGUUGAAAUUGAUAUUGUUUCAUUAAAAAAUAAUAUUGAUCCUAAAUAUAUUUACAAUCCUGAUAAAGCAUUAGUAAGAUAUUAAUUUUUGGAAAUGUUUUUCAGAAUUGCUAAUGACAAAUAUAUUAGAAAUGAUAUUUAUAAAAGUUAUGCUGAUGCUCUUUUUAGAUUAUUAAAAGAAUUUAAAGAAUAAUAUGAAUAUUUUGAUAAUAUUUAAGAAUGGAGAACUUAAAGAUUAUGGACACGUGAAUGUGAUCAUUUAUUAUAAAUUAAAAUGCCUUUUGUGAAAAAACUAUAUGAUUAUGUUACAGAUAUUGCUAAUAGAAAGUGGUAUUUUAAAUUAAAAUGGAUUUCAAUUAGAGAAUUUAAAGAAUUCUGUAGAUAAUUUAAUCUUCAUGAAUAUUUAUCAGAAAAAUAAUAAGUUAUCAUAUAUAAUUUCUCAAUGAUGACUCAAGUUGAUGAAUUGACUUUAGAUAGAAAUAUAAGAAUGACCUUUAUUGAAUUUGUAGAAGCAUUAGGACGGAUAGCUGAAAGAAUUAGUGCUGCUCCUAUCACUGAUUCAAUUGAUAAUUAUACUAUAUUAUAGAGAUAAUUGUUGCCUUUACAUAUUAAAUUAGAAACUUUAUUGACUUAUUUAUAUUAUUAGAUGAAAUAAAAAGAUAUAGAAUUUGAGUAGUUUUGUGAUUUAUUUGUAUAUUUCAAACCAGAUUAAUCACCAAAGAUAAGUAUGCCAAAAGUUGAUAAAACUAAGAAACCAGAAAAAGAUCAUGACUAUCAUAAUGUAAUUUCUUCAUUUACACUUUAUAAUGCAGUCUCUUAUUUAAGUACUUUAUUCUAUUAGUUUAAGAUUAGAAUAGAUAGCCUUAUCUAAAUCCAAAAUAUAAAUAAUAUUUAAAACAAAAUGUAAUCCAAACAGCUCCUAUUCGCCCUUUUUAACAUAUUUUUUAAAGCGAUAAAAUACGAAAACCAAGAUUGAUUCCAGAUCCUUAAAAUUUGGAAUUAAGAUCAAAUCAUUAAUUAUAAAAUAAAUAAUAAAGUCCAAAUAUGUAAACUACUCUCUCUUAAAAUGCAUGA
Paramecium pentaurelia is the source of this 3691-nucleotide messenger RNA. The record is from the annotation of a GenBank genome assembly. NCBI's taxonomy places the organism in Eukaryota, Ciliophora, Oligohymenophorea, Peniculida, Parameciidae.